Molecule: messenger RNA, 5039 nt
Organism: Lates calcarifer (barramundi perch)
Lineage: Eukaryota; Metazoa; Chordata; Actinopteri; Centropomidae
Gene: mical2a
Product: microtubule associated monooxygenase, calponin and LIM domain containing 2a
Exons: 23
Coding region: 554-3877 (1107 amino acids)
Molecular function (GO): protein binding; FAD binding
Source: RefSeq, a predicted model, not a curated record
GUUUUGUGUGUUUUUUCCAGGUGUGCAGUAGACCCGGAUCCAGCCCCAUAGAUCCAGUCUGCUGUGCGGUUAGUCACUUCUUCCUGGCUGACGGAAGAAGGCGGGUGGUCUGUUCGGUGGUGACCUCUCGUCUUCUGGCAUGAGAAAGUCUGGAUCCUGUGGAUUAACCAGCAGCCACGGUAGCAGCUGAGAGUCAGGGAUGUGUCCCUGUCCAGAGCACCGCCCUCAGACCCUGGACGCAGCUGCAGAGACGGACCGCCUGUCAGCCUGAGUCCGACCGAGGACCGACACACUUCACACACCGCAGACCAGGACCCGGUUUGACCGGAGACACCGGGAGGAAGGAGAGUGAGGAUCGGGUCGAGAUAUGAGCACAUAAAGUUACUGUGGAGCUGAGAGAUAACAAGGCUGUGUCAGAUCUGUAUGAACAAAUCUAAGAGACUGGGCAUGACGGUGUGAGCCAAGCUGAGGGUGUAGCCACAUCUGGCAGAGAGCGCUGAAGUGAGCGGGAGCCUCAGCACACACACCGAACCAUCUACUGCAGCAGGGGAAGAUGGGAGAAACAGAGGAGGACAGGGAUAAUGUGGGGAAGCUGUUUGAGAACUUUGUCCAGGCCUCGAGCUGCAAAGGAACCCUUCAAGCCUUCAACGUCCUCUGCAGGCGGCUCGACCUCGACCCUGCGGACAACGGCACCUUCUACAGCAGCCUGAAGGCAAAGGUCACCUACUGGAAGGCCAAAGCGCUGUGGAGUAAACUGGACAAGAGGGUGUCUCAUAAGGAGUACAAGAAAGGCCAAGCCUGCGUGGGCACCAAGUGCCUCAUCAUCGGCGGAGGUCCCUGCGGCCUGCGGACGGCCAUCGAGCUCGCUCUGCUGGGCGCCAAAGUGGUGGUGAUCGAGAAGAGAGACUCCUUCUCCAGGAACAACGUGCUGCACCUCUGGCCCUACACCAUCCACGACCUGCGGGGCCUCGGGGCCAAAAAGUUCUACGGCAAAUUCUGUGCCGGGGCCAUCGACCACAUCAGCAUCCAGCAGCUGCAGCUGAUCCUACUGAAAAUCGCCCUCAUCGUCGCAGUCGAGUUUCACAUCAAUGUGGAGUUUGUCAAGCUGCUGGAACCUCCUGAGGAUCAGGAAAAUGAAGGCCUCGGGUGGAGGGCUGCAAUCCGACCCGCUGAUCACCCCGUGGCUAACUUUGAGUUCGAUGUGGUGGUGGGGGCUGACGGACGCAGGAACACUCUGGAAGGUUUCAAAAGGAAGGAGUUCAGGGGUAAACUGGCCAUCGCCAUCACAGCAAACUUCAUCAACAGGAACACCACGGCAGAGGCCAAAGUAGAGGAGAUCAGCGGAGUGGCCUUCAUCUUCAACCAGAAGUUCUUCCUUGACCUCAAAGAGGAGACAGGUAUCGAUCUGGAGAACAUUGUGUACUACAAGGACAACACACAUUACUUUGUCAUGACGGCCAAGAAGCAGAGUCUGCUGGACAAAGGAGUGGUCAUUAACGAUUACAUCGACACCCAGAUGCUGCUGUGCCGUGAAAACGUCAACCAGGAAGCUCUUCUGUGCUACGCCCGAGAGGCUGCUGACUUUGGCACCAACUACCAGCUUCCCACGCUGGAUUUUGCCAUGAACCACUGCGGGCAGCCAGAUGUAGCAAUGUUUGACUUCACAAGCAUGUACGCCUCAGAGAACGCCGCUCUGGUCAGGGAGAGGUUCGGACACCAGCUGCUGGUGGCGCUGGUUGGCGACAGUCUGCUGGAGCCGUUCUGGCCGAUGGGGACGGGCUGCGCCAGAGGCUUCUUGGCUGCCUUCGACACGGCCUGGAUGGUGAAGAGCUGGGCUCAGGGUCGGACGGUUCUGGAGGUGCUGGCAGAGAGGGAGAGUAUUUACAGGCUCCUUCCACAGACAACACCAGAAAACAUCGCCAAAAACUUUGAACAGUACACCAUCGACCCAGGAACUCGAUACCCCAACCUCAACUCCUCCUGUGUGAGGCCGCACCAGGUGCGUCACCUGUACAUCAGCGUGGAGCUGAAGUCCUGCUCUCUGGAGCGUGCUGCCACCAUACGCCGGCCCGUCAAUCUGAGCAGACGAGAGUCGGAGAUCAGACCGACGAGGCUUCUCACCUGGUGCCAAAAACAGACGGAGGGCUACAGGAAUGUGACGAUCACAGAUCUGACGUCUUCUUGGCGAAGCGGCAUGGCCCUGUGUGCCCUCAUCCACAGGUUCAAGCCUCAGCUGAUAGAGUUCGAUUCAUUAAACGAAGAAGACCACGCUGCAAACCUCCAGCUGGCGUUGGACAUCAGCGAGCGGGAGUUUGGGAUCCGAUCGUUCACGUCUGCGAAGGAGCUGAGCGCUGGCGAGGAGCUGGAUAAGACCAGGAUGAUCGCGUACCUGUCCAAGUUCUAUGAGCUGUUCCGAGGAACACCUUUACCUGCAUCAGGGUCCAGAGGAGUGGACGAAAACAACGAAGAUUAUCCAUCUAAGGAAGUCAGAAGUAAUAAUAAUGUGCUCAAUCUUGCAGUGCACAGGAAACGGGUACCAAAGGAUGAAAAGAGGUCUGACGGUUCAGACCCCAUUUACAAACGGAGACGAAAGUUUUGUUAUCUGGAGGAGGCCACUAAUCUGUCCAGUAAUGGCUCCUCAGUGCGAGAGGAGCGGGAACCAAAGGAAAAUAAAGUGCGCUCAAUGGCUACUCAGUUGCUGGCCAAAUUUGAGAGCUCGCCCAGCUACACUGUUCGCAAAACACAGUCAGACUGUGAGAGGUCGUCCCCGCUGCAAACUCUUGACCUGACUGAGAGUCUGCGCUUAAAACGCAGGCCUCCGGUCCCACGCAGACCUCCACCUGAGACACAGUUUGAAAUGAGUAUCAGAAAAGCAGCGCAGCAGUUAGUCCGCCUGCCUCCAAGGACUCUGCACCAACCCCAGCUCCAGCCUCAGUCCCAGCAUCCAUUUUCCCUAGUGAAGCUCAGACACGUUGAUCAGACACACGCUGAGACGAAGCCCGAGCCUGAGAGCGCAGACCCCCCCGCUUCCUCCCCCUCCUGCCACUCAGCAAUCCAAUUCAUGUCAAGAAUCCUCCAGCGCCUCAGGGAGGUGGAUGAGCACGUCUCUGAGAGGAGAGCUCAGACACAGCAGACUAGAGAGUUUCACACAAAGAGCAUAAAGGAAAAAGCUGUUCACCUUACAGGCUUGUUCUCAGGGGAAACCUCUGCUGAGCUCAAGGGCGGCUCAGUGCGGCGGGCGUUCCCUCAGUCCGGUGACAAGUGUCACUCGUGCGAGCGGCGUGUUUACAUGGUGGAGAGAGUCUGUGCCGAGGGGCUCUACUUCCACAGGGAGUGUUUCCGCUGUUCCACCUGCAGCUCGGCUCUGCGGCAGGGAGCGCACGCCUUCGACUCUGAACACGGGAAACUCUACUGCAAACUUCAUUUUGAUCAGCGUAACAACGGGACAAACCUCCGGAGGAAUUUCUCUCUGCGCUCAAAUCGAUAUGGAGCUGGAGCUGAGGAGCGGUGUGUAUCUGAUGGAGACAGCUCUGAGUCCGGCAGCGCAGCAGGUCUGCAGAGUCCGCCUUCAGCAGGUACCUUCAGCUCCUUCAUGAGGAAACAGCUGAGCUGGCCUCUGAGCGUGACUCGCGCUCUGUGUAACGCCCCCUGGCGUCUGUCCAGGCGUGUGCGCGGGGCGGCGCAGGCCCUCGCCGGCCACCUGAGGGACAACGCCCAGGACUAUACUUUCCUGUAUGAGCUACUGAGCAUGAGUCUGCCCCUGCUGUUUGUUUUACAAGAGGUACUGCUGCAGAUGUACGCAGAGGCUGACGGGCCGAGCUCGUUACAGCCGCUGCUGCUGUGGCUGCAGGAGAACAUCGGCCACAGGCUCAUCUAGACCCUCUGCUAAUAUCUAACCUCCUCAUCACUCCACAUGCUGUUCAAUGAUGCUCAUUAGCUGCAGUGCUCCUUCAUAUUAUCAGUUGUAGCUGGGCACAAGCACCUUUUUAACCUUUACCUGCUUUUUAAGAUGAUGCUGUGGUGAGAUCCCGGGGUGUUGGUGUACCAAAGAAAAGACACUGUGUGUCUGCAGCAGUUUGUCAGGUGAUGAAAGCUGCAGCAGGUGAUGUUGCAGUGAGGAGGCUCAGAUCAAUGAAACUAACAUGCAGAUAAAGCAGGCGCUGCCUUACAGACUGCUGACAUGUCCGAUCAUCGUUGCUGUAGAAUUGAACCUUUUACAAACUGUCGUGGAUCCUGCAGUUAAAACUUUAACUCAGGUUCUGACUGACUGACUUGAAGCACUUUAUCUUUGGGAACUGCCUUAAGGACGAAGCAGGAAACUGUCACAUUAAAAGCCUGCUCUCAUGUUAACACUUUGACUACACUCUUUAAUAUCAGUGCAGGUCUGUUCUCUGUUUUACGCACAUGUUAACAGUUUGCUCAUUAUCUUUUUAUACUCUUACCACUUUUUUUUUAUGGUUGACGACAGAAGAACCUGACAGAGACCUUUGAUCCUCUGGACUCUGAGUGUUUAGUUCUACUCUGCUGCCAUCUACUGUCGCCUCUCAGAACUGUCCCCACUGACUGAUGAGAUAUUUACUGUAGACAGCAGGAGCUGCUGAGCGUGCUGUGAUGUGUUUGAAUGUGUUUUCCACUCUCACCAUAAUUUUACAGCAGAUCAACUGCAAACCUCUUUGACUGGAGCCUCUCAGUCGCUUCCUGUUCACACACACACGAUCUAAUGAUGCUCAUGAAGCACUUUAGAGCAACUUAGAGAAACUUAUUUUCAGUGUGCGACGUGUUGGGUUUGUGAUAUGAUGUUUGUGUUUUGUUGAAUUUGUGAAUGUGCUGCGUGGAACAUGAGCUGAAUGUUGACAGGUAAAAACCAAAGAGCUGUUUUCACUCACACUGACUGGACUCGUAUCACAGUCCUACAUCUGUUUAACAAGACUGACCUGAGAGCUGUAACAUGUUCAAUGGUGCCAGCAUACAAAUAUCUUCUUCAUUAUGAAUGUCAGUAUUUUGUUUUGUUCUCAUAAACAUUUUCUACUUUUUGUGCA